ACUGAAAACCCCUUCGCCUCAAGCCAUUCGCUUGACACGAAUCCCUUUGACGACCCAUCAUCAAAGCAGGUUCCUCAACACGACGCCCGUUUUGAGGAUAUUAGCAGACGAGAACAAGAUUUGGAAAGGCGUGAGCGCGAACUGAAUCAGAGAGCAGAGCAUAUUCGUACCCAUGGACGCAACAAUUGGCCACCGUUUUACCCCCUUAUUUACCAUGCCAUUUCCGAAGAGAUUCCCGAGGCUUCAAGACCUUUGAUCACUCGCCUGUACCAGCUCUGGCUAGUCCUUUUGGGAACCCUAAUCUUGAACAUGGUAGCUUGUAUAUCUCUUCUAAUUGCUGGUUCAAGCGACGGCGGAAAGGACCUCGGUGGAAGUAUAGGAUACAUGUUCAUCAUCGCGCCUUUAUCGUUCUUGUUGUGGUAUAGGCCCAUAUAUAAUGGUUAUAUGAAGGAGCAAGCGCUUUACUACUACUUCUAUUUCUUCUUUGGUGGCUUCCACCUUCUCUUCAGUGUUUACAUGAUCAUCGGGAUUCCCAGUACAGGGUCUGCAGGGCUUAUUCAGACAAUUCAGAUGUACGCGCAAGGCCACUGGGCCGCUGGCAUUCUUGGCACGAUCGCUACAGUGGGCUGGACAGUGCAAGGAUUAGGGAAUGCUUUCUAUUACCGCCAGAUAUGGAACCAUCAUUCAGCUGCCGGACACACCAUGGACAAGGCUAAAGCAGAGCUAGCUUCUCAUGGCGCGAAGGCUUAUUUCACGCGAGGCUGA
Messenger RNA from Suillus fuscotomentosus, 765 nucleotides. Its product is annotated as scamp family-domain-containing protein. Gene Ontology annotation, biological process: protein transport. NCBI's taxonomy places the organism in Eukaryota, Fungi, Basidiomycota, Agaricomycetes, Boletales, Suillaceae. Gene Ontology annotation, cellular component: trans-Golgi network membrane; recycling endosome membrane. The annotation marks the transcript as partial. The transcript is spliced from 9 exons. The record is from RefSeq and is a predicted model, not a curated record.